Messenger RNA from Uloborus diversus, 3117 nucleotides. It is a transcript of the gene Rpn2, whose product is annotated as 26S proteasome non-ATPase regulatory subunit 1-like. Gene Ontology annotation, molecular function: enzyme regulator activity. Gene Ontology annotation, cellular component: nucleus; proteasome regulatory particle, base subcomplex; proteasome complex. The transcript has 22 exons. Lineage: Eukaryota; Metazoa; Arthropoda; Arachnida; Araneae; Uloboridae. Bases 74 to 3052 code for a protein of 992 amino acids. Gene Ontology annotation, biological process: proteasome-mediated ubiquitin-dependent protein catabolic process; regulation of protein catabolic process. The record is from RefSeq and is a predicted model, not a curated record.
UCUUUCCAAAAAUCGCAAGUCAAGUCUCAAAUUCUGUUUUGGUGUAUUGUGAUUUGCACAUUAUAAUAACAAAAUGAAUAUAACUUCUGCCGGAGGGAUUCUCUCUCUAUUGGAUGAAAAUCAAGCUGAAGUUCAUGAUUUUGCGUUGAAAAAAUUAAACAGCAUUGUUGAUGUCUUUUGGCCUGAAAUUUCAGAGGCUAUACAGAAAAUAGAAGUCUUGUAUGAAAAUGAAGUUUUUAUCAGUCGACAGCUUGCUGCUCUUGUUGCAUCUAAGGUGUACUAUCAUCUGGGAUCUUUUGAAGAUUCCCUAACGUAUGCCUUGGGAGCUGGAGAUUUGUUUGAUGUCAAUCAGUCAUCUGAAUAUGUAGAAACAAUAAUUUCAAAAUGCAUUGACCAUUACACAAAGCUGCGUGUUCAUAAUGCUGAAAGCUCAGAGCAGAAAAUGAUUGAUUCUCGUCUUGAAGCUAUUGUUAAUCGAAUGUUUCAGCGAUGUUUCCAAGAUGGACAAUACAGGCAAGCUGUUGGCAUUGCAUUGGAAACAAGAAGAAUGGAUAUUUUUGAGACUGCUAUAAUGCAAUCCGAUGAUGUGAUUGGAAUGCUGUCAUAUAGUUUUAAAGUCACAAUGUCUUUGAUCCAAAAUAGAAUGUACCGAAAUCAAGUAUUGAUGACAUUGGUAAAACUGUAUAAAAAUCUAGAAACCCCAGACUAUGUAAAUAUGUGUCAAUGUUUGAUCUUUAUUGAUGAUGCUCAAGCAGUUGCUGAUAUUUUAGAAAAAUUAUGUAAAGGAAAUGAGGAACUUUCUUUAAUGGCUUUCCAAAUUGCUUUUGAUUUGUAUGAAAGUGCAACACAGCAGUUCCUUGGACGUGUAUUACAAGCUUUGAAAGUCACAGCUCCAAUUCCCUCCAAUUUAAUUUCAAUACUACCAAAAACAGACGAAAAACCUGAAGAGGAGCGCAUGGAAACUGAUGAAGCCCCAAAAGAAUUACCUCCUCCGGCACAAGUUAAAAUUGAAGAUCUGAGUGAAGAGCAAAAGAAUCAUCAACACCAGAUUGAGAAGCUAGCUACAAUACUAGGAGGCGAAGUGUCCAUUGCCCUAAAUUUACAAUUUCUAAUCAGAAAUAAUCACACCGAUAUGCUAAUCUUGAAACAGACGAAAGAAGCUGUUCGAAACUCAGUGUGUCACACAGCUACUGUGAUUGCCAACUCAUUUAUGCACUGUGGUACGACUAGUGAUCAAUUUCUCAGGGAUAACCUUGAAUGGUUGGCAAGGGCAACAAACUGGGCAAAAUUCAGCGCUACAGCUAGUUUAGGAGUUAUCCAUAAGGGCCAUGAAAAUGAAGCUCUUCACUUAAUGUCUUCGUAUCUUCCAAAAGACUCUGGUUCAUCUGCUGGUUAUACGGAAGGUGGUGGUUUAUAUGCAUUAGGACUUAUUCAUGCCAAUCAUGGCGCUGCUAUAAUUGACUACCUUUUAAAUCAACUUAAAGAAGCUACAAAUGAAGUAGUAAGGCAUGGUGGCUGUCUUGGACUUGGUUUAGCAGCCAUGGGAACACAUAGGCAAGAUGUAUAUGAACAGCUGAAAUUCAACUUGUAUCAAGAUGAUGCUGUCACAGGAGAAGCUGCUGGUGUAGCUAUGGGUCUUGUAAUGUUGGGAUCUAAAUCAGCAAAUGCAAUAGAAGAUAUGGUUGCAUAUGCUCAAGAGACACAACAUGAAAAAAUAUUGAGGGGUUUAGCUUUAGGCAUUUCAUUAACAAUGUAUGGACGCUUAGAAGAAGCAGAUACUUUAAUUGAAAGUCUAUGUCGAGAUAAAGAUCCACUUUUGAGGCGGUCUGGAAUGCAUACAAUAGCAAUGGCUUAUUGUGGAACUGGAAACAAUAAAGCCAUUCGUAAACUUCUUCAUGUAGCUGUCAGUGAUGUAAAUGAUGAUGUUCGACGAGCUGCUGUUGAGGCCUUAGGUUUCAUAUUAUUCAGGACACCAGAACAAUGCCCUAGUGUUGUAUCAUUGUUGUCUGAAAGUUAUAAUCCACAUGUUCGUUAUGGAGCAGCCUUAGCCUUGGGGAUAUCUUGUGCUGGAACAGGAAACAAGGAAGCUAUCUCACUAUUAGAGCCUAUGACCAAUGACCCAGUAAAUUAUGUGCGUCAAGGAGCUUUGAUUUCAUCUGCUUUGAUUCUUAUUCAGCAGACAGAACAGACAUGCCCUAAGGUGAAAGAUUUUCGCCAGCUGUACAGUAAAGUAAUAAGUGAUAAACAUGAUGAUGUUAUGGCAAAAUUUGGUGCUAUUUUAGCUCAAGGAAUAAUUGAUGCAGGUGGAAGAAAUGUCACAAUUUCUCUACAGUCUAGAACAGGUCACACAAACAUGGCUGCAGUGGUCGGAAUGCUAGUUUUUGCACAAUUUUGGUACUGGUUUUCUCUGUCCCAUUUUCUGUCUUUGGCUUUUACACCUACUGCAAUUAUUGGUUUGAAUGCAGAUUUGAAGAUGCCGAAAAUGGAGUUUCGCUCCAAUGCCAAACCAUCUACCUAUGCCUAUCCACCAGCUUUAGAAGAAAAGAAAGAAAAGGAAAGAGAAAAAGUUACAACAGCUGUGUUGUCUAUAACAGCUAAAGCGAGAAAGAAGGAAGUUGAGAAAAAAGAAAGGGAAGAAAAAAUGGAAGUGGAUGAAGACAAAAAAGAAACAGAAAAAGAAGUUAUAAAAGAGGCAUCUAAAAGUAAAGAUUCAUCUAGUAGUAAAGAAAAAGAAGGCCAAAAAGACAAAAAAGACGAUGUCGAGAAAGACACAGAUGACAAAAAAGAGGAGAGGAAAGAACAAGAACCUCAUUUUGAAAUUUUAACAAAUCCAGCAAGGGUGAUGAGACAACAGCUUAAAGUGUUACAAAUUCCUGAUGCAUCAAGGUAUCAACCUUUGAAAGAGGUAUCUAUUGGAGGAAUAAUAAUGAUGAAAGAUAAUAAAAGUGAAGAUCCUGAAGAGCUUGUUGAGCCUGUUGCAGCGGGAGGACCUAAAAUAGAAGAUGAAGAUGAACCAGACCCACCAGAAGACUUCGAAUAUCUUGAUGAUUAAUGAACUCUAUUUAUUUCUUUCAAAACUGUUAUUCAUUUAUAUAAUAAAGAACUUUUUUUUACAAA